AUGGCCUAUGAAUUGAAUAUGCAUGACGCCUCACCUGUGCCUACUCUUCCGCAUCCACACGAUAGUGGUCGCAUGCACAUGUCCUCGUUGUCCUCAUCCUCUUCCAUAUCCGACGUUGAAUCAGAACGCCGAGGACGUCUCGAACGCCCGCGUAUGGCGAGUCGCAAACCUUCCGCCUCCAUCCUUGUCCCCCGGGACCAUCCUGAGAUUGAAAUCGAAGAAGAAGAAUUUCCACCUGACGACGCGCGCGCAAUGAGUCCUCGACGCAACUCGGCUGAUUUGGAGCGUUUGGGGAAAGAGGCUCGUCAAACCCUUCAAGAGCAAGCGAAAGCUCUCCAGUCAUCCCUCCAAGCCCUAGCCGAACGCAUCGAAGCUGUCAAGUCCGAUCACGACAAACUGGAGAGUGAGAACAAGAUCCUACAAGAUUACAUCGGCGGUCUCACGCGCAACAUGACCAAGAGUGAAAUGACUCGCAGCACGAAAGGUCGGAAAGCUCAGAAGUAA
Messenger RNA from Penicillium diatomitis, 504 nucleotides. Its product is annotated as short coiled-coil protein. Gene Ontology annotation, cellular component: trans-Golgi network. NCBI's taxonomy places the organism in Eukaryota, Fungi, Ascomycota, Eurotiomycetes, Eurotiales, Aspergillaceae. The record is from RefSeq and is a predicted model, not a curated record. The transcript is spliced from 2 exons. Bases 1 to 504 code for a protein of 167 amino acids.